ACCACCUCUCUCUCUCUCCCUCUCUCUCUCUCCCCCAGCUUUUGUUUCGCCAUGCCUAGUCUAGUGGUAUCUGGAAUAAUGGAAAGAAAUGGGGGCUUUGGAGAACUAGGAUGUUUCGGGGGAAGCGCUAAGGACCGAGGGCUGCUGGAAGACGAGCGCGCCCUUCAGCUGGCUCUCGAUCAACUCUGCCUCCUGGGUUUGGGGGAGCCCCCCGCCCCCACGGCGGGCGAGGACGGGGGAGGUGGGGGGGGCGGCGCCCCCGCGCAGCCGGCCGCCCCCCCGCAGCCGGCCCAGCCGCCGCCGCCCGCGGCGCCCCCGGCCGCCCCGACAGCGGCCCCCGCGGCGCAGACGCCCCAGCCCCCCACCGCCCCCAAAGGGGCCAGCGACGCCAAGCUCUGCGCUCUCUACAAAGAGGCCGAGCUGCGCCUGAAGGGCAGCAGCAACACCACCGAGUGUGUACCCGUGCCCACCUCCGAGCACGUGGCCGAGAUCGUGGGCAGGCAAGGUUGCAAGAUUAAGGCUCUGAGGGCCAAGACCAACACCUACAUCAAGACGCCGGUGCGAGGCGAGGAGCCAGUGUUCAUGGUGACUGGCCGCCGGGAGGACGUGGCCACAGCCCGACGGGAAAUCAUCUCAGCAGCGGAGCACUUCUCCAUGAUCCGCGCCUCCCGCAACAAGUCGGGCGCCGCCUUUGGCGUGGCGCCUGCUCUGCCCGGCCAAGUGACCAUUCGCGUGCGGGUGCCCUACCGCGUGGUGGGGCUGGUGGUGGGCCCCAAGGGGGCAACCAUCAAACGCAUCCAGCAGCAGACUAACACGUACAUUAUCACGCCAAGCCGGGACCGCGACCCGGUGUUCGAAAUCACCGGUGCCCCGGGCAACGUGGAGCGUGCGCGCGAGGAGAUCGAGACACACAUCGCGGUGCGCACAGGGAAGAUCCUCGAGUACAACAAUGAAAAUGACUUCCUGGCCGGGAGCCCCGACGCGGGGCUUGACAGCCGCUACUCCGAGGCCUGGCGGGUGCACCCCCCAGGCUGCAAGCCCCUCUCCACCUUCCGGCAGAACAGCCUGGGUUGCAUCGGCGAAUGCGGAGUGGACUCCGGCUUUGAGGCCCCGCGCCUGGGCGAGCAGGGCGGGGACUUUGGCUACGGCGGGUACCUGUUUCCGGGCUACGGCGUGGGCAAGCAGGACGUUUACUACGGCGUGGCAGAGACUAGCCCCCCGCUCUGGGCGGGCCAGGAGAACGCCACGCCCACCUCGGUGCUCUUCUCCUCCGCCUCCUCCUCCUCCUCUUCUUCCGCCAAGGCCCGCGCUGGGCCUCCGGGAGCGCACCGCUCUCCUGCCACCUCCGCGGGACCCGAGCUGGCGGGACUUCCGAGACGCCCGCCCGGAGAGCCGCUCCAGGGCUUCUCUAAACUUGGGGGGGGCGGCCUGCGGAGCCCCGGCGGCGGGCGGGAUUGCAUGGUGUGCUUCGAGAGUGAGGUGACUGCCGCACUCGUUCCCUGCGGACACAACCUGUUCUGCAUGGAGUGUGCAGUACGCAUCUGCGAGAGGACGGACCCGGAGUGUCCGGUCUGCCACAUCACAGCCACGCAAGCCAUCCGAAUAUUUUCCUAAGCACCCCCGCCCCGUGCCUCCAGGGGCCGCUCCCCAGGGGUCCUUCCUGGAGCUGUUUUCCUCUAGGGCCUUUUGGAAAUCGGUGGUUUGAGGGGCAAGGUGCUUAGAGAUCGCUCGCUGGGGAGGGGGGAAGGGGAGGCGAGGGUGGCUGGAGGGUGGGCCACUUUCAGAGCCUCUGGUCACCCUGUCCUGGAAAGGUUAGGAAGGGGCCAGGCCGGAAAUUUUACUAGAGUUACAACUCUGAUACCUCAACACACCCUUCAAUCUGGAAGCAGCUAAGAGGAACUUUUGUUUUGCCAGAGGUGGCCGCCGAGGCAGCCUGACCCACUCUCCACCUCCUGCUCUGGGUGUCACACUACCGCUUCCUCUGUGCCAGGGGCGGGGGGAGGGGGAGAAUUACCGUCGGUAUCUCGAGGUGCUCUUCCAAUCCCCAAGCCCUCUGGUCCUGACCUCCGACCUCCUACCACGACCCUUUAGACCCUCCACCGCCUGGGUUUCCAGCAGUAUAAAGGGGUUGGGGCCCUUUCAGAAGUCAGAAGAGAUUUUCUGAGGUGGGGGGGAAGGGAGUGAAGCGCAUCCAUCCACAAAGGGCUCGGAACGCAUCUAUCCCCACAAAACUGGGCUAGAGGAAUCCGGAGAGGGAUGCUCCUCUCUGCCCCCUGCAGCUUUCCCUCCGCUCUCCUCCCCAGCUUUCUCCCCUUUGGGUUUUCCUUUCUCCUUCGCGCUCUCCCCCAGCUCUUCUCUUUGCUCCCCCUUGCUGGCUUGCACAAGCAGCCCUGUCUUGCGCUUUCUCUUUCUUCCCUUCUCCCUACUCCCUCCUGCUCCUUCCAGCCCAGCUUUGGGGACACCACACCCCUGGGGAGAAGCAGGGGGAAGAACGUUUUUGAUGCCUCCCCCCCAUUCUUCUGCUGGCCCUCUCCCCUUCUCCAAAGAAACACCUCAAAUUCUUGAUGGAAUGUAUCCCCGUUCUCAGUGAAAAUUUGAGGAGGGGUCUAAUACUGGGGUACCUAAAGGGUCAAACCUCCACCUUGAUCAUCUUCGGGCAUUACAUUUAGGGAGCAGUUCUUGGGCUGGAUUUUCGGUGGUGGGAGGGGGAGAGCCAGGGUAAGGGGUCUGCUGUUUCAAAGAGCAGGAAAGGGCCUGAGGCAGUAGGAGAGGCCGCUGGAGGGAGGCACUGCUCCUCCUCCCCUUCAGUGCCCCCCCCCCCGGGGGGGCCCUCUCUGGACCGAACCCUUAUUAGCAGGUUAAUCACGAAGUCUCUCACUCUUUCUGAGAAGAGAGGCCAGGUCUUCAGAGAGGGGUCCGUCCAGAGCCAAGCAGGAUUGGGGGCCAGCAGGGCCUCUUCAGAGAAUCACGUAUUAUUAUAGGCCUUGCACCCCUUUUGCUGCUUCCCUACUGCUGACCUGGGGCAGCCACCAGCCUCCCACCCUCCUGGUUCCGCUGGCCGGGCCAGGAGAGGAUGGGCCAUGGGAGUCCCUGGGGGUCCUAGGAGAUUCUUGUAUAUAGUAGGGUGGGACUGUUCUAAAUGAUCUCUGAGCACUUCAGCUUGGGAGUCCCAUUCUUCUUGGAUGGAGAGGGGGUGCAGGGAUGGAGGCAUAGAGGGGAUUUCCUCCUCUCCUUCCUCCUGUUGUGAAUUAACUCACCUCUCCUCAGCCUUCCCCUCCAGACCACCAGCCAGGGAGGGGAGCCGAAGGAGGUCACAGCCAGGAAAACUGGCCUGUGACAACUUCCCUCCUUCCCGCCAAUGUGAGCCAUCCUGAGAUGUCUGUACAAUAGAAACCAAACCAAAUGGGCGCCCCUCGGUCCCCGAGGGGGGGUAGGGAGGGGGGUGGGAAGAUGGUAUGUCUGUCUGUCGAUCCCCCUCCCCCUCUCCACUCUACCCACAAAGGCAGAAGACUGUUACACUAGGAGGCUCAGAAAUUUCAAUCCCACUCUUACUAAUUGAGCCAAACCUAGAAACAAACACAAAACACAUAUAGUGAGAGACAAAAUAGAGGAGAGAAAGAGAGCGUGAGAGGGAGCGAGAUAGGCGACCAACACAGAGGAGAGAAUACAAAAAUAGCAAAAAAAAA
Messenger RNA from Phacochoerus africanus (Common warthog), 3686 nucleotides. It is a transcript of the gene MEX3A, whose product is annotated as mex-3 RNA binding family member A. The transcript has 2 exons. Gene Ontology annotation, molecular function: RNA binding. Lineage: Eukaryota; Metazoa; Chordata; Mammalia; Artiodactyla; Suidae. The record is from RefSeq and is a predicted model, not a curated record. Bases 52 to 1614 code for a protein of 520 amino acids.